AUGGUGUCAACAAGAUCAUCCAUGAGGCGACACAGCGCGUCUGCUCCAGCCCGAGCGUCAACAUCAAAGUCGAAUGAUGCCCAAUCGCUUACACAUCAGCCGGGAAGGACUCGACAGGGUAAGCGCAGGCAAUCGUCAUCGGACCAACACGAUAUCACCAAACGAGACGGAACUUCCGAUGCUCAUCCCAGUCGUCACUCAACUCACAGCAUCGGCAGCGGCAGAGCCGACCUGACUUGGCAGCAGCGCGAGCUACUGCAUCAGCAGAGAUCGAAAUCGAGGUCAAGACAGAACAGCAAGGCAGCAUUAUCCUCAUCAAAUCUACCUACUCUACGCGUCACCAGCGAUUGUCAAAUCGUCCUAGCUGCCGAGUCGGAAGCCCCGGAAAUGUCUCACGAGAGGAAUCGAGUGCCGCUCAACCAACGCUCGCUGCAACGUCCUCGAUCGGAUCAGCCUGAUCCGUCAAAGGCCAAAAGACAUCGAACCUCCGGUCGUCUGAAUACCUUGCGAUCCACAUCGGCCACCCCGGAAGCGUACGCUGAACCAAGCUGCUUCCGAGCACCUGUUCCUCAAGCUCUUCCGAUGCCAUUUUUUUCCAAGUCGACCAAGAGUGUCGCUGUAGCAUGA
This is a messenger RNA of Pseudozyma hubeiensis SY62, 627 nucleotides long. RefSeq lists its product as hypothetical. The record is from RefSeq and is a predicted model, not a curated record. Bases 1 to 627 code for a protein of 208 amino acids. The transcript has a single exon. Lineage: Eukaryota; Fungi; Basidiomycota; Ustilaginomycetes; Ustilaginales; Ustilaginaceae.